This is a messenger RNA of Alosa alosa (allis shad), 3341 nucleotides long. It is a transcript of the gene nr1d1, whose product is annotated as nuclear receptor subfamily 1, group d, member 1. NCBI's taxonomy places the organism in Eukaryota, Metazoa, Chordata, Actinopteri, Clupeiformes, Clupeidae. The transcript is spliced from 8 exons. The record is from RefSeq and is a predicted model, not a curated record. Gene Ontology annotation, molecular function: zinc ion binding; RNA polymerase II cis-regulatory region sequence-specific DNA binding; nuclear receptor activity. The coding region runs from base 360 to 2276 and encodes 638 amino acids. Gene Ontology annotation, biological process: positive regulation of transcription by RNA polymerase II; cell differentiation; hormone-mediated signaling pathway.
CAGAUCAGAGCGACACAGAUAGAGAGAGUAACAGCAGGGGUGUAAUCAUAGUCUCCUGAUUUCUUUCCCUUUACUUUUCCUCUGGUAUUGAAUGAAUCACGUUUCGAGGAGGCUUUAUUCAUAGCUGUGCGUUGCGUUCUAUUCCUUAGAAAUCCCAGCAUUUUGCGUAAAUGUUUAAUUUGAGGGAAGUUAUUUCUCUUGGAUAGACAAAUAACAUCCUAAACUUUAGAAUGGCAUGGUUAUAGCAGAAAACUCACAUCGGUGAAACAGAGCAGAUAUUGCGAAGAAAAUAUCCGGAGGCAGGAGCGUUGCAUCCUUACCGUUUCCAGUGACGGUCUCUUCAUUUUGUCAUUAUCUGUAUGACUCUCUUGGAACUUAAGAUGACCACGGCAAUGGACACCAACAAUAAUACAGGGGGCGUCAUUUCAUACAUUGGCUCCUGCGGCGGCUCCCCGAACCGCAACAGCCCGGUGUCCAUGUACAGCGAGAACUCCAACAGCAGCCUGCAGUCGCUGUCCCAGCCCUGCUUUGGCUUCCCACCCUCCCCCAACGGCUCGCACGACUCCUCUCGCAUGUACACCAGCGGCAGCAGCUCCAGCUCCAGCUCCAGCUCAGGCUCCGGGGACGACGGGAACUCGUCCAGCUCUGGAGGCUCCCCCAGGGGCCGCGAGGAUGUUACCAUUGCCCGCUCUUCGCCCAGCAAGUCUGUGGCCAGCCUCACCAAGCUCAAUGGGAUGGUGCUCCUGUGUAAGGUGUGUGGUGAUGUCGCUUCGGGGUUCCACUAUGGUGUCCAUGCCUGUGAAGGCUGCAAGGGUUUCUUCAGACGCAGCAUCCAGCAGAACAUCCAGUACAAGAAGUGCCUUAAGAACGAGACCUGCACCAUCAUGCGCAUCAACCGCAACCGCUGCCAGCAGUGUCGCUUCAAGAAGUGUCUCUCUGUGGGGAUGUCUCGCGAUGCUGUCCGCUUUGGCCGCAUUCCCAAGCGUGAGAAACAGCGCAUGCUUGCCGAGAUGCAAAAUGCAAUGAACAACAUGGUAAACAACCAGCUGCAGAGCGAGUUCCAGCUGGCCAGCAUCACCUCCACUACCUCAUCCUCCACCUCUUCCUCCUCCCCCUGCCCGGGCCUGACGGUGGCAGCCAAGCCACAGCCCUCGACCAACCCUCAGGGCCCGUCUCACUCGCCCCCAGCCCCCACCCUGCCCUCCCCCUCGGGCCAGCCUCCCUCCCAGAGCCCCCCCAUGACCCAGGACUCCCUGUCCCCCAAGUGCGCCAGCCCGGGCGUGGACCUCACCAUCUCAGCCAUCACACGGGCGCACCGGGAGACCUUUGUCUACGGCCACGACAAGCUCAGCCCGCAGCAAAGCCCCGAGCUCGACAACUGGGGUAACAACCGCUGCACAACCGGCUACCACCUCAAUGGCCACAACACCAUCUAUCACCAUGACAACAACACUGCCCGGCAGCAGCAGAAUGGCUACAAGGCGGCGCCCGACAACAGUUGCUUCCUUCCAACAGUCACCUCGGCCGCAAACCAGCAGCAGCAACACGGGGCGCUUACGCAACCAAACAGCAGUCGUCGGGUCCACAACAGCAACCUCGUGGGGUCGCAUCUGGGACCACAGCUCACCAGCGCCCCCCAGGGGCAAAACUGCCCGUGGAAGAACCGCAAGAGUAUCCUACUGGCUUGUCCGAUGAACAUGCACCCUCAGACACAGCCCAACAAGUCUGCUCAGGAAAUCUGGGAAGACUUCUCCCUCAGCUUCACCCCUGCCGUGCGAGAGGUGGUGGAGUUCGCCAAACACAUUCCAGGGUUCGACACGCUGUCUCAGCACGAUCAGGUCACCCUCCUCAAAGCCGGCACCUUCGAGGUGCUCAUGGUGCGAUUUGCUUCCUUGUUCAACUUCAAAGAGCAGACGGUAACCUUUAUCUCUGGCACCACCUACAGCCUGGAUGCCCUGCGCUCUAUGGGCAUGGGUGACCUGCUGGGGGCCAUGUUUGACUUCAGCGAGAAGCUCUAUGCCCUGGAGCUCUCCCCAGAGGAGCUGGGGCUUUUCACCGCCGUGGUGCUCGUCUCAGCUGAUCGGUCUGGCAUUGAGAAUGUGAACGCCGUGGAGAUGCUUCAGGAGAGCCUCAUCCGGGCUCUCCGUACUCUGGUCAGCAGUGGUGCUCCAGGUGACCCGUCCCGCUUCACCAAACUGCUGCUGAAGCUGCCAGACCUGCGCACACUCAACAACAUGCACUCCGAGAAGCUGUUGUCCUUCCGCGUGGAUGCAUGAGGCCUCCAGAGACAGAUACAGGAGAGUGGUGCCAAGAGUACCCUCCUCUCCCCCAGACAUGGCUGCUGUCACCCAGGGACUCCCUCAGCUGUAUUGGGGGGUCCUUUGAAAAAGGUGCUAGACCACCACAGAUGGUCGACAGAGGUCGAGUGAAGCUUUUGGUGUGUGUGUGUGUGGGGGUGACAUCUCGCUUCCAAGCUGUCUCUCAAAGAACAAUACACAAUGCAGCUAGUCCUACGACAAACGACUUUCCAGCCGACCCUCAUACAGUAUCGGAAGGGAUAAUCAGUCCAACACAGUGACUGCAGAUGACUUGGUUAUCCUGAAUGAAAAAAGGCUUAUGCAUCCUCAUAUGAACUUCCAAAAUGACAGCCAAUUCCAAGUCAGCAAAGAGAUUUCACAUCAGCGGUCCAUUCCAAUGCACCUCACCCAUCUUAGGACAUUAUAGGACCUUGUCCUGUUGUAGGACAAGGUAAUGGGGAUGGUUUUAGUGAUUUUGUAAUGGGAUGAAUGUCCUUUCAAACAAGUUUUAGGAUACUGGACACUGAAAGCAUAAACACAAUCAAACAAUCAGAUAUCUGAGGCCAGCAGGACCCUCGUCUAAAGGGGUUCAACACAAAACCAGCUCUGAAAUCUAUGCUUUACCAGACCUAUAUGUUAAUGUGCAUCAUUUUAUUUGGUGAUCUGUUUUAUCAAUGAAGUAUAUACACAUUCAGAUUGGUGAAUGUAUAUAUACAUACACAUAGUACACUACAACUCUGACACUGUAAAAAAUGUACAUAUUGAAAUAAGUAUAUAUGUGUGUUUGUGUGUAUAUAUGUAUGCUUAUAUAUACACAUAUAUGAAUUUAAAUGUAUACCGAUAAAUACUUGAAGAUACUUAAAAACUGUAAUAUAUAUAUCUAUAUUUUUUUGUUAAGAUAAACUGCUAAAAGUGCAGAAUCUUUUGUGUGGGCACAAAUGUAUACGGUUCAAAAUGGAGUGCUUAUUACUGAAAAAUAUUCAAACAUGUAUUUCUAAUAUGUUCUAUAAUGUGUUCUAUGUCAUAAAGACAUUUAAAAGAAAA